AUGAUGUUUCUCAAUCCAAAAUCCGGCAUACUUGCCACAUUUGCUGUUCUAUCACUUCAAGCUCAUGGCCUUGCAAUUGACGGAAUAAACCGACGGGAAGAUGCGAAUCAUUGGAUCAACACGUGGACUAGCAUGCCACAGUUGGUAGAACCUAAUAACAUGCCACCGUCACCCUACAGCUCAGGUAGUGUGUUGAAGGAUGCGACACUUCGUCAAACACUGCACAUGUCUGUCGGCGCUCCCAAGAUCAAAAUAACUAUAUCGAAUACUUUUGGUGGAUCCGAUUUGCCCAUUACUGCAGGGUCUGUAGGUCUACCAGUUGGUGGUGCCGCAGGUGUGAGUGGCAUCCAGCCAUCACCAUUGGCCGCCAUUACGGUUGGAGGAAAGACUUCUUUCACAGUAUCCCGUGGGCAAGUUGUAACCAGUGAUGAGAUCGAUUUCGAAGUCCAGGCCCAAAGUAUGCUCACUGUCAGUCUUUACAGCCAGCAAGGCCAAAGCGGGAGUAGUAUAACUGGACAUCCAGGAAGCAGGACAACCAGUUGGCUUGCUAGUGGUAACAAAGCCAAUGCGACAACGCUGUCGGGUAGCACUUCUAGUGUUCAUUGGUACUUUGUUAGCGCUGUGCAAGCCUAUGUCCCCCCUGAUUCGCACUCUCUCAUCAUUCUCGGUGAUAGUAUAACCGAUGGAAGAGGUUCUGACGACAACAAGAAUAACAGAUGGCCUGAUCUACUCCUCAAGCGACUACAAACCUCCAAUUACAGCAAUGUAGCCGUAUGCAAUCAAGCUGCAGGAGGAAAUACCGUUCUGAGCGGAGGUCUUGGCCCCACACUUCUUACCCGCUAUAAGCGGGAGGAAUCGAACAGCCCGACUUCCGUCGGCGACCAACUGAUCAAAGCCUUCACGCAGAUCGUUGCGGACGCGAAGAAGGCUGGCCUCAUAACCAUUGGAGGCACUAUCACUCCAUUUGGAGGCAAUAGCUACCAGGGCACUGAGCGAGAGAGGACGAGGAAAAGAGUAAACAAGUGGAUCUUGGAAAGCAAAACUUUUGACUAUACGGUGGAUCUUGCCGGAAUAAUCGCGAAUAAAAACAAUAUCGAACAAUUGGAUCCAAAGUACAAUGGAGGCGAUGGCCUUCACCCUAAUGUGGCUGGAUAUCAAGCGCUUGUAGAUGCUUUCCCUAUAGAUAUUUUCAAGAGCUAG
This is a messenger RNA of Plenodomus lingam JN3, 1200 nucleotides long. RefSeq lists its product as uncharacterized. Lineage: Eukaryota; Fungi; Ascomycota; Dothideomycetes; Pleosporales; Leptosphaeriaceae. The record is from RefSeq and is a predicted model, not a curated record.